ACGAAGAGUACGAUUGAUGGUGUUCAGCGUACAGAGAGAGCCUCAUGUGCUGGCAUCGAUGAUGGGGCCGCGCGCCAGCAUGACGGCGCGAUAGCGUGACACCAAGCGGGGCAGCCUCCCUCCACAACCAUGGCCAACGACAAGACAGCAAAAGUGUCCCCCGGCCAAGGAGCCCAGGGCAAGGCCACGCGCAGCCGUAGAGAGUUAAAAAAGAAGCUCAAGAAGGCCGGCCACGUCGCCGUCGCCGCGACGGAGCUCGAAAAGGGCGCCAAGGACGUCAAGGACAGGUACGGCAAAACAAAGGGCGAGACGCUCCGCGGCGCGCAGGGCCGCGACAAAAAACGGCAGAAUCCCAUCGUGCCCAAGGCCAUCUCUACGAGAGCCGCCUCGAACAAAGCUAAUUUAGUGAUGGCGGCCAAGAUGUGCAAGGACCCGGUGCAGAUGUCGAUGCGAGAUGUCUGCACUGAUUUCCUCGACCCCUUCCACCAGUGGUCGUCGCAGAAGGUCGGCGAUGCCUACCUGAAGAGGAUGCAGCCCAUUGAUUGGUUCUCUAGAGAUACCGGUUGCAGAGGAGCAUGGUGUUUCACUUCUGCCUGGAGGUGUGCUAGUCGAUUGGGCAGUGCAGGUACGGACGCCGCGGGCUACGCCGUGGCCUGGUCGGCUCUAGGCUUUAUUGGAGAAGGUUUACAUCGAAAUACCUACAUCGGCUCGUACGUGGCCGGCCCGAAAAGGGGCCGGAGAUGCGUCGUCAAGCGUUUGAAGGGCGAAAAGGGGUCCUGGACCGGAGACCAGAUGCCGGAUUUUUUAAGGCAGGACAUCGGCGUGUCGGAUGUCUGCAUCUGCUUGGCUGGGGAGUUCAACAAAUUGCAACAAAAUAACCGGACUCGUACCUUACGGUUCAACAAGUACCUUGCUUUACGGGUAGGGAGUGCGGGUCGGUUAUCAGGCUUCGCACCGGGCGAGUGGGUGACCGUCGAGGACUACUAUCCCGGUGGGUUUGAAAAGCUCGUGGCCAAUAGCGGUGUUGUGGCCUAUGAGAACAAUAGGGGUUCGCUCGCUACAUUUUCUCAUUGGACCUACCACAGAACCCAAGGGAAAUUCUUAGUGACGGAUAUCCAAGGCGUAAGGCCAAAACUGGAGGAGAUCUAUCUACUCACGGACCCGGCGAUCCAUUCGGUCGAUGAGCGUGGUGGGUGUCUGGACCACGGCGAAAGCGGGAUUCUGAACUUCUUCGCCACGCACGAGUGCACUAGUCGUUGCAAGGAUCUACUGAGGCCUCGUGUGAGCGAGGAGGAGCUGCGGAAAAGACGCGAUAGAGUAGCAAAAAGGCCGGGCGGCUGGCGCAUGGCGAAGGGCGACAGCGACGAGGAGGAGAAGGAUCCCGCUUCCAAACCUCCUUCGUUCGCGCAUGCGCAGCGGGAAACGCGACUCAUCUUCCAGGCUCCCAAGACCAAGUAACUUAUUUAUUGUUCGUA
Messenger RNA from Pelagomonas calceolata, 1475 nucleotides. The record is from the annotation of a GenBank genome assembly. Lineage: Eukaryota; Pelagophyceae; Pelagomonadales; Pelagomonadaceae.